AUGUCCGGCGCCGAGGAGGCCGGCGGGGGCGGCCCGGCCGCGGGGCCCGCUGGCGCCGUGCCGGCCGGGGUCGGCGUCGGGGUCGGAGUCGGGGUCGGGGCUGGGGUCGGGGCGGCCGCGGGGCCGGCGGCGGCGCUGGGCGAGGCGGCAGGGCCCGGGCUCCCGGACGAGGCGGGCCUGGCCGGCGCCCGGCAGCUGCAGGAGGCGGCCGGCGACCCCGACGCGCCGCCCAAGAAGCGGCUGCGGGCGGCCGAGGCGGCCGAGGCGGCGGCGGCGGCGGCGGCGGGCAGCGGGAAGCUGGAGGAGCGGCUCUACUCGGUGCUGUGCUGCACCGUGUGCCUGGACCUGCCCAAGGCCUCCGUGUACCAGUGUACUAACGGUCACUUGAUGUGCGCUGGCUGUUUUAUCCACCUACUAGCAGAUGCCCGGCUGAAGGAGGAGCAGGCCACCUGCCCCAACUGUCGUUGUGAGAUCAGUAAGAGCCUCUGCUGCCGGAACCUGGCCGUGGAGAAAGCCGUGAGCGAGCUGCCCGCAGAGUGUGGCUUCUGCCUGCGCCAGUUUCCCCGCUCCCUCCUGGAGAGGCACCAGAAAGAGGAAUGCCAGGACAGGGUGACACAGUGCAAGUAUAAGCGCAUUGGCUGCCCUUGGCACGGCCCCUUCCACGAGCUGACGGUGCACGAGGCCGCGUGUGCCCACCCCACCAAGACGGGCAACGAGCUGAUGGAGAUCCUGGACGAGAUGGACCAGAGCCACCGCAAGGAGACGCAGCUGUACAACAGCAUCUUCAGCCUGCUCAGCUUCGAGAAGAUCGGCUACACAGAGGUCCAGUUCCGGCCGUACCGCACGGACGACUUCAUCACGCGCCUGUACUACGAGACGCCGCGGUUCACAGUGCUGAGCCAGACCUGGGUGCUCAAGGCGCGCGUGAACGACUCGGAGCGCAACCCCAACCUGUCGUGCAGGCGCACGCUGUCCUUCCAGCUGCUGCUCAAAAGCAAGGUCACGGCGCCGCUGGAGUGCUCGUUCCUGCUGCUCAAGGGCCCCUACGACGACGUGCGGAUCAGCCCCGUCAUCUACCACUUCGUCUUCACCAACGAGAGCAACGAGACGGACUACGUGCCGCUGCCCAUCAUCGACUCCGUGGAGUGCAACAAGCUGCUGGCCGCCAAGAACAUCAACCUGCGGCUCUUCCUGUUCCAGAUCCAGAAGUAGGGCGGGCGCUGGACACACGCCGGCGAGGUCUGCAUGCCUGCGCCGCGCGGUCCUCACCCCGGCCCUCCCUUGCUCCCCGGGCGGCCGGAGGCUGGGCUGACCGCGGAGGAGGCGGCGCGCUGGGCACACGGGCUCGGACGGGUGCCAGGAGCUGAGAGCCCAGAGGCGGCGCUGCCUGCUGCAGCCCCUGCGCGAGUCCCGCUGGGCUCAGAGGGCCCCCGCUGACUUCAGACGGCGUAUUUGAUUGCAAUUAAAAAGGCAGCCUUGUUUCCUA
Lepus europaeus (European hare) is the source of this 1486-nucleotide messenger RNA. It is a transcript of the gene ZFTRAF1, whose product is annotated as zinc finger TRAF-type containing 1. Bases 1 to 1212 code for a protein of 403 amino acids. The record is from RefSeq and is a predicted model, not a curated record. The transcript is spliced from 4 exons. Gene Ontology annotation, cellular component: nucleus. Gene Ontology annotation, molecular function: zinc ion binding. NCBI's taxonomy places the organism in Eukaryota, Metazoa, Chordata, Mammalia, Lagomorpha, Leporidae.